AUGUCCCCAUAUCUAGGCAUUCCAAGUCGUGUAUUUCUCGCAACCCGCAUUCAUAACCGUGACUCUGUAAGCUCUGCCGCCCCAUCUCAAAAGAAGCCAGGUAUCGUAUCCCGCUCCGGCCUCUUGGGCGACCGCGUCUCCCGCUCACCCGUCCUCCUGACCAUCUGCUCCCUCGACUUCUCCCGCCUCACCCGCCUCUGCCUGACGCCAAAAGGAUCAUCAUCGUCAUCGCCAUCGCCAUCGCCAUCGCCAUCAUCCACCGCCCCAGCAAAAGACGACGCCUCGCCAUCCCCCCUGCCCCCAACCUCCUCCGGCAGACGAGCAGAAACGACAGCCUGUCGCGGCCGCACCGCCGCGCCCAACCCGACGCCCGUCAAGCGCGCACCCUGCCCGCGCGGCGUCUCCAUCAAGCCCUGCAGGCUGCUUCCCCCCCGGGUCCCCUCGCCGCGCACCAGCCCUCGCCGCGCCGCCGUCCGCGCAGCACGCCCCCUUCGCCUCGUGGCCGUCGCCGUCGCCGGCCCAGGCACCACCGGCCGCUCCAUCUCCCGGAUCGCCGCGGCGUUCUGCGCUUGA
This is a messenger RNA of Metarhizium robertsii ARSEF 23, 573 nucleotides long. RefSeq lists its product as uncharacterized. The transcript has a single exon. NCBI's taxonomy places the organism in Eukaryota, Fungi, Ascomycota, Sordariomycetes, Hypocreales, Clavicipitaceae. The record is from RefSeq and is a predicted model, not a curated record. The coding region runs from base 1 to 573 and encodes 190 amino acids.